GAAAUUUUAAUCACUUCAUUGCACAAUUAUACUAAUCAAACCGCAAACUAUCCAUCACGUGUGAAGUAAUCGUUAAUAACUUCCAAGAUUGGUGAAACUAAGCCACCAAACCAAUCAAACGUUACACUUUCUUAAUCACUUAUUACUGUGCAAAGACCACUUCGAAAAGUUGACCAAGCUUUUGAUGAUUUCUAGCUUGCUCGCUUCACCAACCUUACUCACAUUAGCUGAUCUCCCCUUGACUCAAAGCACUUGCUUGACUUGUAUCUACAUCAUAUAAAACUAGGUAGAGCCCUGUUAAUUAUUGCAAUCCCACCAGCCUAGCAAGCGAAAAUACAGCAGCUUUCAAAAUGUUUCAUGCUCGAUUUGUUCUAUUGGUACUGAUGGCAACAUUGCUGUUGGCAAAUUUUGGGACCGUGUCUUGGGCUCAAGAUCAGUCUCAGCUGAGCCUGGAUUACUACAAGAAGACUUGCCCUGAUGCUGAAAAGAUUGUGAGGACUGAGAUGGAGUGCAUGGUUCGCGAGGAUCCUCGCAAUGCGGCUGCUAUUCUUCGACUCCAUUUUCAUGAUUGCUUUGUUCAGGGAUGUGAUGGAUCAGUGUUACUGGAUGACACUAUAACGCUGAAAGGUGAAAAAGCAGCAGCACAGAAUUUGAAUUCUUUGAUUGGCUUCGACUUGGUGGAUCGUAUAAAGAAUCAGUUGGAGUCUCAGUGCCCUGAAACUGUGUCUUGUGCUGAUCUUCUCGCUAUAGCAGCUAGAGAUGCAGUUAUCCUGGUUGGAGGACCCUAUUGGGAUGUUCCGGUUGGAAGAAAAGACUCUAAAACCGCAAGUUUGGAAUUAGCUAAUUCCGAUAUACCAAGUCCUGAUCAAGGCCUCAUUCCUCUCAUCACCAAAUUCUUUGAGAAAGGCCUCUCAGUCACAGAUAUGGUAGCUUUAGUUGGUGCACACACCAUUGGAAUGGCUCGAUGUGUCAAUUUCAGGGACAGAAUCUACGGGGGUGACUUUGAACUUACAUCACAUUACAAUCCAGCAUCAGAAUUAUAUAUCAACAAGCUAAAAUCAACCUGCCCCUUAAGCGGAGGAGAUGAUAAUAUUACCCCAAUGGACUAUGUUACCCCUACACUCUUCGAUAAUGCAUUCUUCGAGUCACUUAUUAAGGGAGAUGGGCUUCUGAAUUCUGACCAGGAGAUGUACUCAAGUCUUGUAGGCUUUCAGACAUCUGACCUUGUGAAGACAUAUGCCGCUGAUCCUAUUGCUUUCUUCAAGCAGUUUUCGGAUUCAAUGGUGAAGAUGGGGAACAUUACUAAUCCUGAGGGCGGUGAAGUGAGGACUAGCUGCAGAUUUGUGAAUACAUGAACACUGAAUUCUGAUUCUACUGUGCCUGAAUAAUUUUGUGAGUGUGUUUAGUGUUAACAAAUAUCUAAAAAAAGAUUGUUGUGUGGUAGCAUUAUUGUCAUGUCUUGAGAGAAAAUUUCCUAUAUCAAUACGUAUACACCAUGAAUGAAUUCAAUUUAUU
This is a messenger RNA of Asparagus officinalis (garden asparagus), 1515 nucleotides long. RefSeq names its product peroxidase 11-like. Gene Ontology annotation, molecular function: peroxidase activity; heme binding. The transcript is spliced from 4 exons. The record is from RefSeq and is a predicted model, not a curated record. The coding region runs from base 351 to 1355 and encodes 334 amino acids. Gene Ontology annotation, biological process: hydrogen peroxide catabolic process; response to oxidative stress. NCBI's taxonomy places the organism in Eukaryota, Viridiplantae, Streptophyta, Magnoliopsida, Asparagales, Asparagaceae.